This is a messenger RNA of Dreissena polymorpha, 1738 nucleotides long. RefSeq lists its product as uncharacterized. The transcript is spliced from 10 exons. The coding region runs from base 229 to 1209 and encodes 326 amino acids. The record is from RefSeq and is a predicted model, not a curated record. Lineage: Eukaryota; Metazoa; Mollusca; Bivalvia; Myida; Dreissenidae.
UACAAGGACACGAAGUUGUAAUGCUCUGUGAUUAUAAAUACGUGUAACACAGAAAUGGGGCCAUGUUUGUCUUUCAAUGUUAAGAAAGUUGCAACGAAAAAACAUGCAGCGUGUUCAAACCUGUACUUAUAAUUGUAUCAAAUAGAGUAUGGAUCUAACAUAACCAAGGUGCACGGCUUUCAUAUUCUUCAACGGAACCGUUUAGUUUGGUUUCUUUGGCACAAAGCAAUGGGGGUAGAUAUUCAAACGUAUCGCAGAAGAAUCGGAUCAUUUCGCUGCACGAAGGGCGAAAUAAUCAGUGACACAGGCCAGGACUCUAAAAUUAAAAAUAACAAAGGAAGUUGUCAAAACCGUGGUGUCCUUACCAUCACCCUCGUCAUUGUUCUGUUGAUGUUUGCAAUUGGAAAUGUAGGUCAGAAUGAAUUGUGGAAUUUGUGGGAAGAUAUGUUGCCUAUCUUGGUCAUAAAGGUACAAUUGCUCAUUUCUGGAGUAGAACUAAACCCUGGUCCUGGAUGUUUGACAGAUGUUAAAGCCGACAACAGUCAUUUGAAAGAAACAGCUUUGUGUGACAGGAAAUCAUAUCACUUGUGUGACAAAAACAUCGUCGGAAAGGGCACAGUACAGUCUAAAAGGCCAACACAAGACGGGAAGACACAUGAGAGGGUCGAAGCAGAUACGCAUAAAAGAAAAACAUGUGUUUAUUUUGGAAAGGUUGAACCAUGCACAGGUUCCAUUAAAGUCGAUAGCAUAUUCGGGACAAAAGUGUUUAAAAUCGGAUUAACAAUAGACUUACAAAAAGGUCUUCGCAAUAAAAAUAAUACAUCAACCAAGGGAUUUGCGAUAAGUCGCAUUCUAGAUGAAUUAUGUCAUUUUGGCAAGUUUGUGGAAAUGGAAAUACCGCCCUUGUUGUAUUUACGAAAGAGAAACGCGUUUAUGGUUUUACCGUCGGAUUCUUGGUGGAAUGAAUUGCAAACUUCGGCAAAGCAGAAGUUACAAACGGCUGUACUUGCCUUCAGAAAUGAGUUUAAACAAUCUUUCUAUAUUUGCGAUAAGCAUAUGAUUUCGAUGUUGGAUAAACAUAUUUCCAUUGCAAACGUGCCUACCUUAAAUUUCUGUGACAUCACGGAUAACGAAUCCUUUUGGUGGUUUUCACAUGAUUUCUACGCAACAGUGCGUAUAUUUACCCGAAUGGACAAAAACCGGAACUGAAGUACCCAACUCAAGUUUCUGAAGAUCAACAGCGACAUGACAGGCCAUUAACAGAUGACGAACCCUCACUAGAUGAACGACCAUCAACAAGCCACAAUAACGCCAUUACUCAAAUUGUAAAUGAGCCUCACAGCUAUCGUUAUGACGAUGAGCAAUGCGAGCCAAGAGAAACGACACCAGAAGUUCAGAUAAAUUCCUUGCACUUCAAUGAGAGAAGCACAGAGAGGUUUCAAUACAUGGCUCAUACAAAUAGAUAUCCAACUGCUAAAUAUCAUUCUUAUGAAAAUGAAGUAAACAGGAUGGACACGUUUCGUGGAUGGCCUUUACAACAACCAGACCCCAUAACCCUUUGUGACGCGGGUUUCUUUUUUACAGGUCAAAGUUACGAUCUCGUACGAUGUUUCUGUUGUGGUAUCGGGCUGAAAGACUUCUCAGACACGGACAAUCCACUCCUAGAACAUGUGAAACACUCAUCAAACUGUCCGUUCAUGUUAGAUAAAUUUGGAAGUCGUGCGGCCAUAGAAAGUUA